UGCUGUCAUCAGGGGCCUUUCCGUCAUUUCGUUACCCUUUUCUCUAGGGUUUUUGUGUCUGUCCCCUGACCGCCCUCUCACUCCCAGUCGGUUCUCUUCUCACUCUCAUAUUUAUUUUUUGCAUUUUUUUUCUUUCCUCAUUUUCAUUAGCACAUUUUUAGCUUUUCUUUUCUUUUGGGUUUCUGGGUUUUGUUCUUUGAGAGAAAAAGUUCUCUCCUUUCCUCUUUUCUUAUUUUCAAUGAAAUGAUAAAGGUUUCUGAUAGUUACAAAUUUGUUAUAUCUUUGUCCUUCAAGCUCGAGUAGCCUUCUGUUUUCCUUUGCCAUUCUGUUUUAAUCAAAGAUUUUCAAAGAGUUGCUUCAUGGGUGUAAUGGAUCUGAGAGGAAAGAAAUCAUUGGGUGAAGAUAUGAUGAGUGGGAAUAACAAGAAGUCUUGUACUGAUUGCAAGACCACAAAGACACCUCUUUGGAGAGGUGGUCCUGCUGGCCCCAAGUCACUGUGCAAUGCAUGUGGGAUCAGAUACAGGAAAAAAACAAAAGCAAUGUUGGGUUUGAAGAGAGGAUCAGAGAAGAAGAAGAAAGAGAGAUCACAAUCAUCACACAGCACAAUUACAACCAGCUCUGCUUCUAUUGCUACAACUGAUAAUGUUGGUGAAAGUAAGAAGCCCAGUGGCAAAUUUAAUGGGUUGAGUGAGACUACGGAGAUGAGAUUAUUUGCUUUGGGAAGUGAGGUUUUGCUGCAAAGAUCAUCAUCAACAACAACAAAUUCUUCAUUAUCAUUAUCUGGGGUGGUGAAGAAGCAAAGGUGCCAAAGGAGAAGGAAGUUGGGAGAGGAAGAACAAGCUGCUUUUUCUUUGAUGGCAUUGUCCUGUGGCUCAGUUUUUGCUUGAUAUGAGACACAGGCAAGAAACCAAAAGUGGGGGUUACAAAAAAACCCUAACCAACACAGCUUUUUUUUUUUUUUUUCUAGUUUUGCCUUUUGUUUCUUUUUAGCGAAAUGAAAAUACCCUAGUUCUUGACUGCUGUUUUGUUCUUUUUUUCCUUUGGAGAAUUGAGGGGAAGAAAGAAUAAAAAAAGGAGAGAGAAGCAGAGGAAAGUAAUGUUUUUGUGGAUGGAUUGAUCAUGGCUCAAUCGUAAUGUAAAUAGUUAGCAGCUUCGGAAUCAAUGAACAAAUGAAAUUUUUAUCUUUUAAGUGGGCAUUGCAGUCAUUUCAUUCGUACUACGAUAUCUUAUCCAAGCAAUUUAAC
This is a messenger RNA of Durio zibethinus, 1244 nucleotides long. Its product is annotated as GATA transcription factor 15-like. Gene Ontology annotation, molecular function: zinc ion binding; sequence-specific DNA binding. The record is from RefSeq and is a predicted model, not a curated record. NCBI's taxonomy places the organism in Eukaryota, Viridiplantae, Streptophyta, Magnoliopsida, Malvales, Malvaceae. Gene Ontology annotation, biological process: regulation of DNA-templated transcription.